Messenger RNA from Cygnus atratus (black swan), 534 nucleotides. RefSeq names its product ATPase H+ transporting V1 subunit G3 (gene ATP6V1G3). Gene Ontology annotation, molecular function: proton-transporting ATPase activity, rotational mechanism. Bases 1 to 375 code for a protein of 124 amino acids. Gene Ontology annotation, biological process: proton transmembrane transport. The record is from RefSeq and is a predicted model, not a curated record. NCBI's taxonomy places the organism in Eukaryota, Metazoa, Chordata, Aves, Anseriformes, Anatidae. The transcript has 4 exons. Gene Ontology annotation, cellular component: vacuolar proton-transporting V-type ATPase complex.
AUGACCAGCCAGUCUCAAGGAAUCCAGCAGCUUCUGCAGGCAGAAAAACGUGCCAAGGACAAGCUGGAGGAAGCCAAAAAAAGUAAGCAUCUGGCCUCAGGAAAGGGAAAGAGGCUGAAGCAGGCCAAAGAAGAAGCCAUUGCUGAGAUAGACCACUACCGGCUGCAGAGGGAGAAGGAAUUUAGGAAUAAGCAAACAAAUGUAAUGGGCUCCCAAGGUAACCUCUCUGCUAAAAUAGAAGAGCAAACAACAGAAACCAUCCAAAAACUCACCAGCAGCUACCACAAGAACAAGGAGAGCAUGAUGAAAAAGCUUUUGAACAUGAUAUACGACAUCAACCCUGAAGUCCACCCAAACUUCCGACAUGCAGCUUAAGAUCAGCUAUGUGCUGGAGAAAGAUGUUUGUAAAAAGUUGGCUUCUUUCUUGAUAACCAUAGAUAUUUCCUCCUUUAUUGUGUCUGUAUUUGUGAGAGAAAGAACACUAAAGCAAAAAGCGCACAGUUCCAGAAAGGUUUUUGAUGUGACAAGAAUUAU